CUUUAAGCUGACGUGUACGCAAGGGUGUGGCUUAGCGACACAACAGACCAACAUCUGAAGUUCUGCGGUCGUAAUCUCGUUUCACACAAGGAGUCUGACUGUUGUGGAUCAUCAUGGCUAAACGUGUUGCUGUGAUUGGAGGAGGAACCUCUGGGCUGGCCUGCAUCAAAUGCUGCCUGGAUGAAGGUCUGGAGCCAGUGUGUUUCGAGACCAGUGAUGACAUUGGAGGACUCUGGAGGUUUAAGGAAAAUCCAGAUCCAGAUCGUGCGAGCAUUUACCACUCUUUGAUUAUCAACACUUCAAAGGAGAUGAUGUGUUUCAGUGAUUUCCCCAUUCCUGCCCACUUCCCAAACUACAUGCACCACUCCCUCAUCAUGGACUACUUCCACAUGUACGCUGACCACUUCCAGCUCAAACGCCACAUCCGCUUCCAGACAAAAGUUCUUCAUGUUACACCAAGGCCAGACUUCCCUCACUCUGGACAGUGGGAUGUAGAGACAGAGUCCAAAGAUGGUCGGAGAGAGAAGCAGGUGUUUGAUGCUGUGAUGGUCUGCACCGGACACCACUGUCACCCUCAUCUCCCUCUACAGGACUUUCCAGGAAUAAACACAUUUAAGGGGAAAUACUUCCACAGCCGUGACUACAAAAACCCUGAAGAAUGGAGAGGGAAGAGGGUAAUUGUGAUUGGCAUUGGGAACUCUGGAGGAGAUAUUGCUGUGGAGCUGAGCAGAAUGGCCAAACAGGUUUAUCUGAGCACCCGAAGGGGAUCUUGGAUAUUGAAUCGUGUAGGAAACAAAGGUUUUCCAGCAGAUAUGAUGUUUAAAAAAAGAGCACUAUGGUUUCUUCAAUUGUUGUCUGUUGGAUUUCUUAACAAAUGGAGAGAACAACAGCUCAAUAAACGGUUCAACCACAAGCUCUAUGGGCUGCAGCCUGCACACAGAAUUUUCAGUCAACAUCCCACGGUCAAUGAUGACUUACCAAACCGCAUCCUGUCUGGUACCGUCUCAGUCAAGCCAAAUGUUAAAGAGUUUCGUGGGUCAAGUGUGGUGUUUGAGGAUGGCACUGUUGAAGAUGACAUUGAUCUGGUGGUGUUUGCCACAGGCUACACUUUCUCAUUCCCAUUCCUGCCUUCACAUUUAAUUCCUGUCUCAAAGAACAAGGUAUCCCUGUACAAAUACGUAUAUCCCCCAGGACUGGAGUGCCAAACUUUAGCCGUGAUUGGUCUGAUCCAGCCUCUGGGAGCCAUUAUGCCCAUCUCUGAGAUGCAAGCGCGAUGGGCCACACGUGUUUUUAAAGGACUGUGCAAACUGCCUCCAAUGAGUGCAAUGUUGAAGGAAAUUAAAGCAAAAGAGGAGGCAAUGGCUAAAAGGUAUGUGGUCGCCCAGAGACACACCAUCCAGGUGGACUACCUCCCCUACAUGGAUGAGUUGGCUGAACAAGUCGGUGUCUGUCCUCCUAUCCUGAAGCUGCUCCUGACAGACCCAAGAUUGGCUCUGAACAUCAUCUUUGGUCCCUGCACCCCGUACCAGUUUCGUUUGUAUGGACCGGGACAAUGGGACGGUGCACGUCAGGCCAUCCUGACUCAAUGGGAUCGAGUCACCAAACCCCUGAAAACACGCUGUACACCAGAGCCGCAGUCACAGCGCUCCUCUCAUUCACUCAUAUUCUCAGUGUCUGUUGCAGCGCUGCUGUCUGCUCUGUAUUACAGCAGAGCCAGUCUGCAUGCACUCAUAGCAGACCCUUCAUCACUCCUGGACAAGAUCAGGGCUUUUGUACCAUCGCCACUGACCACACACUAAUUUUUUUUGUAUGUAAUUACAUUUUAAUUGUAUAAUUGUGUGGUUUUAAUUCACUAGCAAACUUUUUCUUAGUGCUUUAUCUUAAUUAUGCAUCACUUUCAGCUGCUGCAGUUGUGAGCAUGUCUCUUUAGCAUAUUAAUUUACUUUAAUAUUUAGUGGUAAUGGUAGUGGCUGAUGUAUUGUGGUGCAAAUUAAAUCUUAAAAUGAUAUUUUUCAAAACCUACUUGCAAAUUGUCUAAAAAUGAAUGGCACUUAAGUGCGUGUAAAGAGAGAAGACUUUCAUGAAUGUUUCCUAACACAAUUAAGUAGACAGUUCAAUUUGACAGUACAUUUUAAAUCAUGUUUUAUUAAUCUUGUGUCAUGCUUUACAGAAGUCUGCUUAUUUUGAUCAUUGAUUAACUAGCACAUAUGAAGUAUUUGAUCAUGAUUUGAACCUCAGUAUUAAUAUGACUAAUACAUUUUAACUUCAUCACAAUUGUACAAUUACAAAUAUAAAGUUACUGUAACUAUGCAAUUUGCAUUCAAGUUUGUAUGGCAUUGUACAGUUUCACCAACUCAAGAUGGGUUUGAUGAGCACAAAUGAACAGAAUAUAUUUUGCUGACUUGGUGUUUGUUUAUUGCUCUUAUCAGUGCACUCUUGAGAUGUAUAAAGCAUGCUUAGUUCACUUUUGUGUGAGAUCCAGUAUGUUGAGCAAUG
Carassius auratus (goldfish) is the source of this 2496-nucleotide messenger RNA. RefSeq names its product dimethylaniline monooxygenase [N-oxide-forming] 5-like. The coding region runs from base 114 to 1799 and encodes 561 amino acids. The transcript has 9 exons. NCBI's taxonomy places the organism in Eukaryota, Metazoa, Chordata, Actinopteri, Cypriniformes, Cyprinidae. The record is from RefSeq and is a predicted model, not a curated record. Gene Ontology annotation, molecular function: NADP binding; flavin adenine dinucleotide binding; N,N-dimethylaniline monooxygenase activity.